UACAUAAGACAGUUCUCAAAUUUUUUCCAGUAAAAUAAAUUCCGGGUCUAAUAUCGAUAUGUUAAAAUUAAAUAAGUGGAUAUUUGCAUUGAUUAUUUGCUUUAUAAUUGUCAAAAAUUCAUCUGGGCUACCCAGGAAUUCUUCUCUUCGUGGUCAUGGAGAUAAAUGCAGUACAGAUAGCGAUUGUGCUUCAAUAAACGGUCGUUGUUCACGUCGUCAUAAAUGUGUUUGCAAACGUUCAUAUACUUUUUCAUAUGGAAAAUGCACUGCAACUCUUGGCGCCCAUUGUGAAAAACCUUCAGACUGUAACAUUGAAAAUGUCUCUUGUUUAGACAAGAAAUGUUUUUGUCCAGAAAACAUGCAUUUAGCUAGAAAUAAAACUUCUUGUAUAAAAACCGCUAUAGCUCUUGGUGAUUUUUGUGAACAAGCUAAAGAUUGUCAGAAUGUUGAGCACUCAGAUUGUUCUAGUGGCAAGUGCGAGUGUAAAGAUAAUUAUUUUGAACAGGACGAACAAUGCGUUAAAGGAAUAGGCGCAAAUUGUACACAGGAUUCCGAGUGUAAGGUAAUUGGUUCAGAGUGUACUGAAAAAAAAUGCCACUGCUUAGAAAAUAUGCAUCCAGCUAAUAAUCGAUCCUAUUGUAUAAGAAACGCUGCAGUUCCCUUUGAUUUCUGUGAAAAAGAUGACGAUUGUAGUGCCGUAAUGCAUACAAGUUGUGAUGAUAAAAAAUGUGAGUGCCAGGAACCGUAUUUUGCAAGCAAUGAAAAAUGCGUUGCAGAACUUGGCGCUUAUUGUGAAAAACCUUCAGAUUGUAACAUAGAAAAUGUCUUUUGUUCUGACAAGAAAUGUUUUUGUCCAGAAAACAUGCAUUUAGCUGAAAAUAAAACUUCUUGUAUAAGAAACGCUACAGCUCUUGGUGAUUUUUGUGAACGAGCUGAAGAUUGUCAGAAAGUUGAGCACUCAAAUUGUUCUAGUAGUAAAUGCGAGUGUGAAAAUAAUUAUUUUGAACAGAACAAACAAUGCGUUAAAGGAAUGGGCGCAGAUUGUACAAAUAAAUCUGAGUGCAUGGUAAUUGAUUCUGAGUGUACUGGAAAUAAAUGCAGUUGCCCAAAAAAUAUGCAUUUAGCUCUAAAUGAAACCUCUUGUAUAAAAAACGCUACAGUUCCCUUCGAUUUCUGUGAAAAAGAUGACGAUUGUAGUGCCGUAAUGCAUACAAGUUGUGAUGAUAAAAAAUGUGAGUGCCAGGGACCGUAUUUUGUAAGCGAUGAAAGAUGCGUUGCAGAACUUGGCGCUUAUUGUGAAGAACCUUCAGAUUGUAACAUUGAAAAUGUCUUUUGUUCUGACAAGAAAUGUUUUUGUCCAGAAAACAUGCAUUUAGAUAAAAAUAAAACUUCUUGUAUAAAAAACGCUAGAGCUCCCCUCGAUUUCUGUGAAGAACAUAAAGAUUGUAGUCCCAUAAUGCAUACAAGUUGUGAGAAUAACAAAUGUAUGUGUAAAGGAAAUUAUUCCGCGAUAUAUGAUAAAUGCGUUGUAAAACUUAACGCACCCUGCAACGAACAUACAGAUUGUAAUAUUGAAUAUGCCAUUUGUUCAGACAAAAAAUGUUCUUGUCCAGAAAACAUGCAUUUAGCUGUAGAUGAAACUUCUUGCGUAAGAAACGCUACAGCUCCUGGUGAUUUUUGUGAACUAUCUCAAGAUUGUCAGAAUGUUAUGCACUCAAUUUGUUCUAAUAGUAGUAAGUGCGAGUGUAUAGAGAACUAUGUGGAACAAGGCAAACAAUGUGUUGCAACAAUCGGAAUUCCGUGUAAACAAAAUAAUGAUUGUCAACUUUUGAAUACUUUAUGUUACGGAAGCACUUGUCAGUGUGAAAAGCAAUACGUUGCUUUGUCCAACAAACAAUGCAAGGAGAUUUCCAGUUACGGAAAUUCUUGUACCGAUCAAAAACAAUGUGCCUGUAAAAACUACCCCCAUUGUUUCCUGAACGAGACUUAUAUUGAUCUUGUUUGUUCCGAAAAAUGCGAAUGUCCAAACGAUUACCAUUAUAUUCCCGAAAAAUUCUCUUGUGUUCAUACUGCAAAAGCUUUAAAUGACCAAUGCGAUACCGAUGACAACUGUAAAUUACUAAGAUAUUCAAUUUGCUCUAAUAAAAAAUGCACAUGCGCGAAAAAUCACUUUGUGCAAAACGAAGAAUGCGUCAAAGGAUUUGGCGCCGAUUGUUCACGUAACAGCGACUGUCGAGUGAUUAAUUCUCUUUGUACUGCCUCUAAAUGCAGUUGCCCAAAAAAUAUGCAUUUAGCUCUAAAUGAAACCUCUUGUAUAAAAAACGCUAUAGUUCCUUCCGAUUUAUGUGAAGAAGAUAAAGAUUGUAGUGCCGUAAUGCAUACAAAUUGUUCAGGCAACAAAUGUAAGUGCCAGAAACAGUAUUUUGCAAGCAGUGAAAAAUGCGUUGCAGAACUUGGCGCUUCCUGCGACAAACCUUCAGAUUGUAACAUUGAAAAUGUCUCUUGUUCAGACAAAAAAUGUUCUUGUCCAAAAGACAUGCAUUUAGCUCUAAAUAAAACUUCUUGUAUAAGAAACGCUGCAGCUGUUGACGAUUUCUGUGAAAAAAAUGAAGAUUGUGGUUCCGUAAUGUAUACAAAUUGUCAAAAAAAUAAUUGCGUAUGCAAAAAUGAUUAUUGCCAGAAAAAUGGAAAAUGUGUUGGAAACCUUGGCGCUUCUUGCAGCAAUAUCGCAGAUUGUGAUACAGAAAGUAAAUUAAACUGCAUUGAUAAAAAAUGUUCAUGCAUCGAAAAUUACUUUCUAUCUGAUGGUCGCUGCAAACAAGCUUUAAACACACCUUGUUCAGGUGACGAUGAUUGUUCAGGGGUAAUAAAUGCUCGGUGUAUUGAUGAAACUUGUAACUGUAUGGUCCAUAACGUUCAAGUAUCAACUACACGCUGCAUGCCAGUUUCUGCUUUCAACGAGGGAUGUGACUAUGAUGUACAAUGUACUGAGCUCACACCAAAUGCAAUUUGUAAAUCAUUACAUCCAACAGAUGGCGCUGAUAGCGAAAAACAAAAGCAGUGUCAAUGCAGCGACGGUCAACACUAUCAAGGCAACGGCUGCUAUGCAACUAAAAAAUUAGGCGAAAAUUGUGAUAAUUUGUAUGAAUGUUUCGUCACAUCCAAACCUGAGACGGUUAAAUGUCAAAAUCAAUGCAUUUGUUCUGAAGAAUAUAAGGCACUAAAUGAUACUUAUUGCAGUGGCGCAGGAAGUAUUGUCGCUUCAAUUUUAUUAAUGAUUUCAAUGUUUACUAUCAAAUAUAUAUUUUAAUAAGAUAUUAUUGUUACAGUGUAAUUUUUUUCCGAUAAUUUAAUAAAAAUAUUAAUUCUA
This is a messenger RNA of Microplitis mediator, 3370 nucleotides long. RefSeq names its product fibrillin-1-like. The transcript is spliced from 14 exons. The record is from RefSeq and is a predicted model, not a curated record. Bases 59 to 3310 code for a protein of 1083 amino acids. Lineage: Eukaryota; Metazoa; Arthropoda; Insecta; Hymenoptera; Braconidae.